This is a messenger RNA of Fragaria vesca subsp. vesca, 2145 nucleotides long. Its product is annotated as wall-associated receptor kinase-like 2-like. Gene Ontology annotation, cellular component: plasma membrane. The transcript is spliced from 3 exons. Bases 25 to 2145 code for a protein of 706 amino acids. Lineage: Eukaryota; Viridiplantae; Streptophyta; Magnoliopsida; Rosales; Rosaceae. Gene Ontology annotation, biological process: protein phosphorylation; cell surface receptor signaling pathway. The record is from RefSeq and is a predicted model, not a curated record. Gene Ontology annotation, molecular function: calcium ion binding; protein serine/threonine kinase activity; ATP binding.
GAAGCAGCAGAUGAGUUAGCACCCAUGCCGAUAGGAAAGCCUGGCUGCAAAACAAACUGCAGUGGCGUUUUGAUUCAAUACCCUUUCGGAAUCGGCCAAUCCGGCGGUGAAGAUUGCUUCUACGACGUGUGGUUCCAAAUCGACUGCAACCAGUCCACCGGGUGGAAGCCAAUCUUGAGGCACACUCAAAUGGAGAUAGGCAACAUUACCAUUGCUGAAAAUGCAGAUAGAGUUCAGGUCUAUAGCCCUGUCACUUCCUUGUGCCCUAAUACUUCAUCAAGGCAACCAAGAGAUUUCGCCGGCAGCCCUUUCGUCUACUCUCAGAAGUUCAAUAUAUUUACUGCAGUGAGUUGCGGCUUCCUUGCCGUGAUUAGCUCCGAUGAGUUAAUCGUCGGUGGGUGCAGGUCAAGGUGUGGAGAGAACGGCUACAGCGUUGACAUGCCAUGUGACACUGGUGAUAAUUGUUGCCAGACUACUAUUCCUUCAUCUCUCACAGUUAUCAGUGCUAGCAUACAGAGAGAUCCAAAUGGAAGCGCACCUGGUGGUGCUGGUUGCAAAGAACGUGCUUUUCUGGUUGACCAAGAUUGGUUUAGUGCUACAAGUUACUAUGCCAUUGAGAACAUGAGCAGCGUUCCUGUGGUGCUGGAAUGGACUUUAAACAACGAUCAUGCUACUUCUUCAUUUCAACCAUUUCAAUCUUUCCUAGCAGAUACCGAUUGGUAUUUCACGGAUCCAACACCGUUUUGCUCGAUUGACCAAUCCACAAGCAAUCGAACUGGAACCACAUUCAGUUGUUACUGCAGUUCUGGCUUUGAAGGAAAUCCAUACCUUCUCGCGCCUUGUCGUGAUAUUGAUGAAUGCGCAAUUCGGCCUAGCGUCUGCUCGCCAGGCAGCAAGUGUAAGAACACUCCUGCAAUGUAUUAUUGCGGGGCUGACAGCCAUGUUGUGACAUGGGUCCUUUCAGGUGUUGGCGGGUGCUUUGGAUUGUUAUUGUUACUUACUGGUGCAUGGUUGACACACAAAUACCUUCAGAAAAGGAAAAACAAAAAGCGCAAGGAGUUGUUUUUCAAGAGAAAUGGUGGUUUACUACUACAGCAACAAUUAUCAUCCGGUAAAGUUAACGUUGAGAAGAUUAAGUUGUUUACAUCUGAGGAGUUGGAGAAGUCUACUGACAAAUUCAAUGUUGAUAGAAUCCUUGGCCAGGGAGGCCAAGGCACUGUUUACAAAGGCAUGCUAGCAGAUGGAAGGAUCAUCGCUAUUAAGAAGUCGAAAAUGGUCAGUGAAGGCCAACUCUCGGAUUUCAUCAAUGAGGUUGUCAUUCUUUCUCAGAUUAACCAUAGAAAUGUAGUUCAGCUAUUGGGUUGUUGUUUAGAGAAUGAAGUUCCUCUCUUAGUUUAUGAGUUCAUACCAAAUGGUACUCUUUCCAAGUAUAUCCAAGGUCAGGUGGAAGAAUUUCCACUUACAUGGAAAAUACGAUUACGAAUUGCAACAGAAAUUGCAGGAGCUCUUUUCUACCUACACUCUGCGGCUUCAUUUCCCAUUUUUCAUCGAGAUAUCAAGUCAACAAACAUACUUCUGGAUGAAAAAUACAGAGCAAAAGUUGCAGAUUUUGGAACUUCCAGAUCUGUUGGCAUUGAUCAAACCCACCUGACCACAUGUGUACAUGGUACGUUUGGUUAUAUGGACCCAGAAUACUUCCAUUCAAGUCAAUUUACAGAGAAAAGUGAUGUCUAUAGCUUCGGAGUUGUCCUUGUUGAGCUUUUGACUGGACUAAAACCAGUGUCUGCUGUGACAAAAUCACCAGAAGAAUUCAGAAAUCUUGCCUCACAUUUUCUUACUUCAAUGCAAGAAGAAAAUCUACGCGAAAUUCUCGAUGCCCGAGUUCUCAAAGAGGGCUCUGAAACAGAUAUUAUGGUUGUUGCUAACCUUGCAAAAAGAUGUUUGAAUGAGAAUGGAAGAAAUCGCCCUACAAUGAGAGAGGUAACAGCAGAGUUGGAGUCCAUCUAUAUCCCUAUGUGCACAGAAAAGGCGUCAAAUCCUGAUCAACGAGCUAAAUCCAUUGAUAGUUGGGAUGGAAGUGAAACAGCAACUGAGAUAGCUUCUGAUAGGUAUGGUGAUUAUGAGAUUGACUUCAUAACCACUUAA